UGUCUUUGAGCCAAGAGCAAAAUGGCGGCUAAUGCAAUGGAAACUGAUGAUUUGGGGCAUUUAUCUUCCAAUACGCUGCGUCGAUCUAAUUCAGCGCCAAAUGUAAGCGCAGCAGUAAUGAGCGAGGCUAUUCCUAUCUUCCAGCCGAUACACACCUCAAGACAAAGACGCUUCUCUACAAGCCAAAUGGCUGUGAAUGUGGUUAGUAAAAAUUCCGCGAAUAAAUGUCAAGGGACGUUCAUUGAUUCUAUAGACUUGGUACCGUUCUUGUGAUCGAUCAUUUGAUUGCAAACUGCAUUUAUCCGUUUUUUAGGGAUCUCCCGCGUCAAGAAUAGAGCAGAUCAAACGAGUGAGUACAUUGUAUCAGGGACUUGGCUUUAGACACUGUAAUUUCAGUUGAUUACUUGAUUGAGAGUUGUUGUUUUCUGCCGUCUGUUAGCAAGCCUUCGAUUCACUUCUUUUUUAGCUAUCGUUAUUAAGUUAUUUUGUAUGUCUCAGUGUUUUAGAAGGCUGAAGUUUCCGGUUUUUAAAAUUGUCAAAAAAUAAAAACGGUAUUAACACGCAUUGUUUUGUUUGUUAUCGUGUUAGGAAGCAAGUAUAGAUGAUGUUAGUCUGGAGAAACAAGUUGGAAGGUAACUUAAACUUGGUCGACCGGCAACGCAUAAAUGUUCAAUACCUGAAAAUUAUCCACCUUGCAUUUUAAGUUGUCCCCUAUUAAAACCCUCUAAUAAGUCGUUCUUGCUACAGAAUUUAGCUUUGAGAGACAUUUGAGAUACUUUAGCUCAAUUUCAAGUCCUUGAUGCAAAAUAAAGCUACCAAAACUAAAAUUGCUUUCAAAUUAUGGAAGAGGUAAACUUGUAAAAAAAAUUGAAUAAAAAUAUUUUCAUUUAAUUCAUCUUUCUUUUUCUAAGUUAUUAGAGUUAUUUCCUAUAGUUAUAUUCCAAAUGCAACUUCUAAACAUUUUGAUACUUUGAAAUAUUGUUUACUGAUAAUUUACAAAACGUAAGCUUAUCUUCUCCACCCAAAGUCUGGGAAUCAAUCUUAAAGACAUGUAUGAAAUAUUUUUUGUAAACAAAGUUGUGUGGUAUGACUGUACAUCCGAAGCCUCCGUAAAUGUACUUUUUGGUGAUGCUCUUUUUUUAAAUAAAAAUAAAAGUAGGAAUGGUGAAAUGGUAACUAGAAAAUGAAGACUCCUUAGAGCCUUUUUGUAUGAAGGUGGGGGACUAGCCUGCAAAAACAUCCAUUUCUCCUCGCUCUUCGCCGCUGGGGACGUUUCGCGCGGAGGAAGGUCUGUGACUCAGCGACAGAAAUUCCAUACUGAUGAUGCAAAUCAAAGUUUACUUAAUAAAUCUGGUAGUCAUGGGGUUCCAAAUGUAAAUUUGUCUAAUUUUACGGGUCUUCUUGUCGAUUUUGGUAAAGUGUUGUGCUCAUCUGCCAACGAGCUCCAGCAAAACUCAAAUUUUUCUUCUAGAGAAGACUAUAUUCCACAAAUAUUGAAUGUUGUGUUAGAGAUUCUUCGCAUUUACAUUUGACCUUUGUGGCCUUUUGUCUUUUGUCUGUCAUUCGUAAACAGUAGCUAAAACAAUGUAACCACUCCGUUGACCAAUCAGCGCUUCUGACAGGAUUCUGGACAGAUUUUACGUCAUCACUAUGGAAUUUCUGUCACUGAGUCGCAGACGUUCCUCCGCGCGAAACGUCCCUAGCAGCGAGGAGAAACGGAUGUUUUCGCAGGCUAGUGGGGGACCCCAGUUAGGUGAGGUAACAUGUGGCGGGUCACCCCACCUAACAUGGAAGCAUGAUCAAAUUAAAAUGAGAGAUUAUAUGGAAAGGCGGGUUACCCCACAUAAGUGGGUUACCUCACCUACCUGGGGUCCCCCAUCUCCAUUUAAACAGGCCCUUAGUGGGAGCAAAACUCUCUAACCAUAUUCCAAGGGAGUUAGACUCACACAUGAUCAGUUUAUGUAUCUUUAAACUUUGGGAAAUACAUGUAUGUUUACAUCAUCCAGAGUCUUAAAUUCCUGGAAAAGUCUUGAAAUUUGCCCAACAAUUUUCCACACUUGGAAAAAGUCUGGAAAAUAGAGAUAAAGUCUUAAAAAAUGGUAAAAAGUCUUGAGUUUUCUUGAAAGUUACAAUAAGUGCUUUACUAGUGAAAUUUUUUUUUGUGCUUGUCAAAUCUUAUUCAGUCUCAUUUGUAUGUUUGCAGCGCAUCAUGGAAAAAGCUUUGUUCCUUCAUUUUUUUAUAGUUCUCUUUUGAUCUCCUAUUUGAUAACCUUAAGUCCGGAAAAAGAAAUUAUUGUUUUGGAAAAAGUCUGGAAAAAGUCUUGAAUUUUGGAUCCAAGAAUCUGUACGAACCCUGUGUAUAUGUGCCAGUUGACCCAAACAAAUAAUCUUGCCUAUCUCCACUGAAAACAGUAAGUGGUGUUUCCCCAUUUGGUUUCACCUAAGGGAACAUUAAGGGUCUCGGGAAAAAGAAGUCACUGUUUUCCUCAGGGUUAGUUAUUAAUUGCUAAGUAUUAACAUUUUGUUCCCCUCUCUCUCUCAGUGAACUUCUUCUUUCGCAUUCUCUCAGUGACUGGACCCUACUGGUAAGUGUCUAUUCCAGUAAAAUUGUGUUAAGACUGACUCACAAUAUGCUCACUUUUGCGGGGCUAGCAAAAAAUGAAUUCCAGCUUGACCUUUGGGUAAGCAGCUCCCAAAUUUUGCUUGCCCAGGGCCACUUCUUGCUUGUCUUAGUGAAUGAUUUUGUUAGAGGAUGACUUUCCUGGACCCUUUCUUAUUGGGCAAGUAGGCUUUAAAAGUUUCUUGCCCAGAAAGAAUAUCAACUUGUCCUGGACUACCAGGCGGGACUUUUUUGUGCCCUUGUUUUAAUAGACCUUAUUCACAAUACCCACCAUCUUUGCACGCGCUUUACGGUUGACGGGAUAAAAGCAAUGUUACGUGGUAUUUCAGGGGGCAAACAAAAGAUAAAAUUUGCCAAUGCAAGAAAUCGGGGUCGACUUUGUUUAUUCUCUCAAAGCGAAACGACAAUUUAAUAGUCAUGCAAAAUGUAUGGUUUGAGCUUCAACAAAAUUAACGCCAUUAUUGCUUGCUGUGAGGACAUCUACAGUUGCCACUGCGUUAAAAAAGUAACAGUGAUCACCUCCACCCAUAAGUUGUCAUUAUCAUCUUUAGAAUAAAAAGUUGUUCAUUUUCUGUUGUCAAGAAUAAACAAACUUGACCACAAUUUCUUGUAUUGGAAAAAUUUAUCACUUGUUUGCCCCCUGAGAAACCACAUGAGAUCGCUUUUAUCCAAUCAUUCCUUAAGGAAAAUCCUUAAAUAAGAACGACCGAGACCAGGUUUUAUGAGCCCGCAAGACUGAGCACUCCACCCAAACCCUUGUUUUCACUGAAACAGCUGGACACCAACCUGGUUGAGGUCAUUGUUACCUAAGGUCUUCCUUCCUUAACCCUUUAAGUCCCAAUAGUGACCAACAGCAAUUUUCUCCUAACAAUGUCCAUACAUUGUCAAGAGAUAAGGUUGUGAGAAUAUAAAAAAUGAUCUUGAAAGAGAAAAUGCCUUGAUGUUUUAUUAAAUUCUCUCAACUAAUUCUUAAAGGAAAUGUAUGGAAAUCAGUUUGGAGAAUUUGUAUGUGGAUACUGGGGCUUAAAGGGUUAAGCACGUGCAAAGAUGGCGGGUAUCGAUCAUAAGGUAUAUUAGUUAGGUGGUGGCCUUAAAACCAAGCUACCGUAUGUAUAAAGUUUUUUAACAAUGCUGGCAUGGUUAAAUUCUAUCUCUUAAGCUGAGUGUGUAAGAAUUUACUUUGUUAGUAAUUUAUGUAACAUACUAACAGAUUGUCCUUUCUCUUAGGAUCAUGAUAAGAAUGACAUUCAUAUGUACGAACGAAGAAACUCUUUUGAUGAUCAGAGACAACCAUUCUCAUCACCAUCUUCAUCAUCACCACCCAAUCAGAGAGUGAGUACUUAACCAACUGUUGUAUCUGUAUAAUAAUUAUACACAAUGUGUUACCAGAUCGUGGCAUUCUGGCAUUGCCGCACUUUUUUGGGAAAUGCUGCACUAUAAUUAGCCCAACGGGUCCCAAGGGUGCAAAGAAGGAAAAGAAAUUUAUCAUAAAAUAUACUUAAGCAUGCAUACACAUACGUACAUUUCCCUAUAAUAUAAGCCAAAAUUUAAUUGGUUAUGGUGUGUUAAGAAAAUACCCAUCAUUGUCUAAGACUCGGACCUGUGAAAACAUUGAGUUAACCGUACCUAAAGAUUGUGAUCUGCUUUUCUCCCUUAUUACCCCUUUUAGCUUCUUUAUGGGUCCUGUGGACCCCAGUGUACGAAAUCCUGGUAAGAACACUGUAUGCAAUGCAGAUCUUACAAGAAAAGAAAAGGAAGGGAGAUAGUAACAGAAAAAAAAGUGCUCUUCAGUGUCUGUCGUUUCCAUUCAGUUACUGCCACACCCACAAGGUUUCAACUAGGUGGGUUUCUGGCUGUCCUGUGGAUGAAAAAUGAUUCUUUAACCAUUUUGGCCUCAAAACUGUUGGUUCAAGUUAGUGUUCAUGAAGAUGCCCACUCAUUUUCCUGGAUUAAAUCCUUCACCGAUAACAAUAACCAGAGAUUAUUGUAAUUAUAAGUUUUUGCAAUUUAGUGCUUUAAAAUGGGUAAAUACAUGUACCAGUGGGUGCAGUGAGAACAACCUCAAAGGAAGCUGAGGAUGCUGUAACAACAAUAAAACAAUAGAGACCUUUAGGUUCUAAGAUGAGGGCUUAACCUCCCUCAAUAAAGAUAUCCGUGCUGAUUUUUUGGUGAAAAAAAAUAAAAUGAAGCUUCCCCUGCUAAAAAAACAUCAAUUUUGGGGGGAAGAAUGCAAAUUCCAAUCUUUCAGUCUUGUCAUUUCAACCAUAAGUGGUGUACACAUAUGUGUACAUUUAAAUUAGUUAUCUGAUAUUUGAUAAUAUUACUGAUUAGUAGUCAGCUAAGCAGCUAAUUAUUGAUUGUACUGUCAAAAAGAAGUAAAACAAACUAUUUACCAGGAAAUUGAAAUACUUGAAGCCUAUCUUUUUUUCAUCUGAGGGAAAGAAUAAUGUGCUUUUUAUCUGUUUGAAUUCUUGUGCCAGGGAGUAACCAUGAGAAAUGCAAGAAGCCUCACUCCAAGUCCAAUACCUAGUCCUACUCGACCAACUUUUACGUAAGUGUAAAAUAGAAGAAUUUUUAUUUCUACAGUCGAAGCUCUCCUUAUGACUGCUCUCAUAAAUGACCAGCUCUAGCUACGACCACCUUUGCAAAACCCCAUUUGAGUUGUGACUUAAACUUUGUAAUGAAAAGCUCUGGUAAGUGACCGCUCCUUUAAGCGACUGGGACCAUUUUUGGGCUUACCCUACUAGACUUUUCCUUUGUUUUUAAGCUCUUGUAAGCGACCACUCAGAGUCAUAUUCAUAUAAAUCAUCACUUUAAUGAAACUGCACACUGCGCUAAUGAUUCUAAUAUUUAGAUUUGGGGUUGUUUUGGUCUAAAAAACUGGACAUAAAGUUUAGCCGUGUCAUAUUAGAUACAAAGACACUCAUUAAACAUAAAUAUUUUCUCUGAAGCACUUGUAAGCAACCACCCUCUGUUUUACCAUGCAGUCACUUGCGAGACUGUGUUUGUGAGGACAAAUCUAUAAUAUUUGGCGUGAUUUUGACUGUAGUGUCCAGGCUGUUGUGCCUGGACACUAGGCGAUAAGGAAGCCUAACAAAGCGGGGGGCAUUAUUAAUAGGCUUCCUCAAGCCAGAUUACUUACCUGCUUGAGUGCAAAGUGUGCAGAAAACAUAAAACUUAAGCAACAGAACAACUAUCGAUGGGAUAAUUAUAAACAUUUUUUUUGAAAAACAAUUUUAUGUGGAAGAAGAGCUGGUUGUGAAAUGACUGGAUUGGUUUGGGUUAUUAUAUGUAAGGUUGUUAUAGGGACCAACUGGAUUUUAUGCAAUAUCUUUUUCUUUGUAGGCGCAGAAGUCUCAGUCCUGUAUGCUUACGACCAAGUAGUUUAUCAUUAAAAAGAAAAUGUAAGUCAACUUCAAUGCCUUGUAAAUCAUGAUUAGGGGUUACCCAUUUUUUGCCCGAUUUCACCAAUGUCUUGCCCAGAAUACACUUUACACCUGCUAAGGGCCUGUUUACAUGGAGGUGGGGGACCCCAGAUAGGUGAGGUAACAUGUGGUGGGUCACCCCACCUGUCAUGUAAAUGUGAUCAAAUUAUAAUGAGAGAUUAUAUGGACAGGUGGGUUAUCCCACCUAAGCGGGUUACCUCACCUACCUGGGGUCCUCCACGUCCAUGUAAACAGGCCCUUAGACUACAGGGUUUUUGUUAGACCAGGGACGCCGGGACCUUUAAUCAGCUAUCUUAAUUUUCAUCCCAGCUAUUUUAUCAAGCUGUACUUAUAGAUAUUAUAGUUUUAUUCCUUGUUGUUAAAACCGACACGGAAUAACAAGAAUUAUUUUCCACAUUACAGUUUAUACACGAUGAUGUGCAAACUCACACUUAAACUUUGCUCAUAUGGUAUUUUAAUGAUGUGUGCACUGGAAAAACUAGUGUAAUGAGAGAGAAGACAGAUCUUACCAGCCCAAAAAAUUGGAGUUUGGUAUGUAGGCUUCAAAGGAACUGCAUGUUUAUGGCAGAUCUCCCUUUUUUUGCCACCUUCAUCAAGACAGAUAAGAUAGGCUUUUCUCCGCUCCCAGGGUGCUCCUCAUCCGUCCUUUCCCAAUGUCAUUCAACACCGUUUUGUUCUAAAAAUGAUUGGUCUGUUAAACAGGUCUUAAAAACAUUAGGGAUCUUAAGAUCUGGCCACGGUGAGAAUGUCAAAAAAGCAUUAGGUUUACAGUCAACUCUCUCUAAGACGGACACCUUUGGGUCCCUCUUAAAGAGGUGUCCAUCUUAUAGAGAGUCAAAUAAAAGGAGUAAAGAAAAGCAAGGACCAACUCUAGGUGUCCAUUUUACAGAGGUGUCCGUCUUAUAGAGGUGUCCGUUAAGAAAGAGUCGACUGUAUUAAGCAAAACAACAACUUUGCCAAUGCAUCAUGAUUCUAAGAAAUUCAACUCUAAGGGAGAUCCACUAUAUUUAACAAACUAAGUGAAGUGGAGUAAUCGUGAUAAAGGUAGAAAGAACGUGAGUUCACUUUUUAAGCGGCAUUUUCGCUGCCUUCGUCGUCAUUGGAUCUUAAGGUCCCUAUUGUUUUGGCUUGAUUACCCAGGUCCAACAGAAGGCAUAACUGAACCAGGUGUAAGCCCAUCGAAGCGCCUCUGCGAUAUUUCACCCAUAAACUGUUCACCUGACAUCGACUCAGAGCACCUAAACUUUGACGACGAUAACCACAUACACGAAGAUCCUCACAGCUCCUCGGCAUCAGAAAGCGGGGGGCAUUAUUAAUAGGCUUCCUCAAGCCAGAUUACUUACCUGCUUGAGUGCAAAGUGUGCAGAAAACAUAAAACUUAAGCAACAGAACAACUAUCUAUGGGAUAAUUUUAAACAUUUUUUUUGAAAAACAAUUUUAUGUGGAAGAAGAGCUGGUUGUGAAAUGACUGGAUUGGUUUGGGUUAUUAUAUGUAAGGUUGUUAUAGGAACCAACUGGAUUUUAUGCAAUAUCUUUUUCUUUGUAGGCGCAGAAGUCUCAGUCCUGUAUGCUUACGACCAAGUAGUUUAUCAUUAAAAAGAAAAUGUAAGUCAACUUCAAUGCCUUGUAUAUCAUGAUUAGGUGUUACCCAUUUUUUGCCCAAUUUCACCAAUGUCUUGCCCAGAAUACACUUUACACCUGCUUAGGGCCUGUUUACAUGAAGGUGGGGGACCCCAGAUAGGUGAGGUAACAUGUGGUGGGUCACCCCACCUGUCAUGUAAAUGUGAUCAAAUUAUAAUGAGAGAUUAUAUGGACAGGCGGGUCAUCUCACCUAAGUGGGUUACCUCACCUACCUGGAGUCCUCCUUCUCCAUGUAAACAGGCCCUUAGACUACAGGGUUUUUGUUAGACCCGGGACGCCGGGACCUUUACUCAGUUAUUUUAAUUUUCAUCCCGGCUAUUUUAUCAAGCUGUACUUAUAGAUAUUUUUGAUUUUAUUCCUUGUUGAUAAAACCGAAACAGAAUAACAAGAAUUAUUUUCCAUAUUACAGUUUAUACACGAUGAUGUGCAAACUCACACUUAAACUUUGCUUAUAUGGUAUUUUAAUGAUGUGUGCACUGGAAAAACUAGUGUAAUGAGAGAGAAGACAGAUCUUACCAGCCCAAAAAAUUGGGGUUUGGUAGGUAGGCUUCAAAGGAACUGCAUGUUUAUGGCAGAUCUCCCUUUUUUUGCCACCUUCAUCAAGACAGAUAAGAUAGGCUUUUCUCCGCUCACAGGGUGCUCCUCAUCCCUUGUUUCCCAAUGUCAUUGAACACUGUUUGUUCUAAAAAUGUUUGGUCUGUUAAACAGGUCUUAAAAACAUUAGGGAUCUUAAGAUCUGGCCAUGGCGAGAAUGUCCAAAAAGCCAUAGGUUUAUUAAGCAAAACAACAACUUUGCCCAUGAAUCACGCUUUUCUAAUUGUAAAUUUCUUUGCCAUCACUGCACGACUACGACAUGAAGAUGUCUAAUUUCCCAACCUGUAAAGGAUGUAAACAAGCAACCACGAAACUCUAAGGGAGAUCCCCUAGAUUUGAAUAACUAAGUGACUUGGAAUAAAACAUAACAAGCUUACUUUUUAGCGGUGUUUUGCUGCCAUUGUCCUCGUUGGAUCUUAAGGUCCCUAUUGUUUUGUCUCGAUUACCCAGGUCCAACAGAAGGCAUAACUGAACCAGGUGUAAGCCCAUCGAAGCGGCUCUGCGACAUUUCACCCAUAAACUGUUCACCUGACAUCGACUCAGAGCACCUCAACUUUGACGACGAUAACCACAUACACGAAGAUCCUCACAGCUCCUCGGCAUCAGACUCAUCAUCGUCAUCAUCAUCACUGAAUACCACACCCAUGGUACUUGGAGAGAUUCAUAGACACCCCUUCUCUAUUUGUCGGCCAAAAUUUACUCCACCAAGGUCACCCCUGGCUGGUCCAUCAACAACACAGAACCAUUCCAGUAGGACGAUAGGAUCUUCACCUUCGUGCUUCACCUUUGCCCCUGUGAGGGAUUGAUGACCAUCCAUGGUGAAGAGGUAAGAAAAUGUCUAACCCCUUCUUAUGUCAAAUAAAAAUCAGAGUUUACUUAGGUAACAUCCCAGUGCCGGAUCCAGACCAUAAGCUAAAGAAGGGCCCGGUCAUCCAGACCCCUCAGAUAAGGGGAGAGCCUAGUCUCCAAAAAAAAUUUUUGUUCGGUCUAAAAAUAAGGUGGGGGCAGACUCCCCGGGCCCCUUCCCUGGAUCCGCCUCUGCAUCCAUCGAGGCCCCCUGGGAGUGGGUACGCGUGUCACUAAUCUGAAUUUCAAAACCCAUCAUUUCAGGUAUUGAGGAGGAAGCCGUGUCCCUGUUGGCAUUUUACAAUAAAUUAUUGCUCUUGUGCUUGUCAAAAGUUAGAACCACCUUGUAUAGCAAAACAAAUAGUACCACAGGAAAAUACUGCUCAGUAGCUUUCAUAUAACCAUUCACGCCUAAGGAUUUUAUCCAAAGAGAACCACCUUGUAGAGCAAAAUAAACAGUUCCUCAGCAAAGUACUACUCAGAAGCUGUCAUUUGGAUGGACACAUUUCAGAUUUCAUCCUUGAGUUCAUAAGUUACAGCUACAUGUUUACACAUCUCUGUUGUUAAUGCAAGGGGUGGUUUGACCGUAAAUCUUUACCAUUCACUCAGUGUGCUUUCUUAUACUUGCAGAUAUAUUUUUCUAUACAGAGAAUGUAACAGUUUUUAGAGCUUUAUAAAGACAAAUAUUAAUAACCAUUUUCAUAAUGGCAUUAGUUAUACAUAUUAGGAAUAUUGCCUUAAUGUACAUACAACCUACAGAAACGUUUUCAAGUAGAUAUAGUUAAUUGUUGGUAGUCCUGUGUUAGUGUAACAACAAUACUAGUAACCAAUAUCAACCUGUAAAUUUUCAUUUCUCAUCCCUUAACAUUUCUUGGAGCAGCUACAAAAUACAGGGCCAUA
This is a messenger RNA of Porites evermanni, 10047 nucleotides long. The record is from the annotation of a GenBank genome assembly. NCBI's taxonomy places the organism in Eukaryota, Metazoa, Cnidaria, Anthozoa, Scleractinia, Poritidae.